GCAACAAAACAGCCGAAAAAGAAGAUUAGCUGCAACAAAACAGCCGAAGAAGAAUUGUCUAACACAACAGCUUGGCAUCAUCAUGCCUACUGCUGUUACCAUGGAGGAAAAUUUUGAUAAAUUAUUAGAGCAAUGCGAAACUCAAGAACUGGAGGCUCCAGGGGGUAUAGCUACACCUCAAGUCUAUGGUCAGCUGCUGGCUCUCUAUUUACUCAACAAUGACAUGAAUAAUGCCAGGUAUCUAUGGAAGAGGAUUUCUCAGGCAAUAAAAUCAGCGAACCCUGAAUUAGCAGCUGUUUGGGCUGUUGGCCAGCACAUUUGGCAGAGAGACUUUCCAGGCAUCUACACGGCCAUCGCAGCUCACCAGUGGUCAGAGAGUAUUCUUCCCGUCAUGGAGGCCCUUCGAGAGAGCACACGGCAAAGGGCGUACACUCUAGUGGCACAGGCAUACACUUCCAUCACAGCAGAAGAUUUCGCUGCAUUCGUGGGCUACUCCGUAGAAGAGGCAGUGAAAGGUGUGGUAAGUCAAGGUUGGCAGGCAGAUCCCACUACCAGGAUGGUGAUGCCCAAAAAGCCAGAUCCUCCCCCCGUCUCGCUGGUUCCAAAUGAGCAGCAGUUGGCCAGACUCACCGACUACGUGACUUUCCUGGAGAACUGAUAAUCCACCCGUAACCACUGCCAACCGUUUGGACCUGUCUGGUACUGAGGAAGAGGACACAUUUGGAUAGCUCCUCCACCUUGAUAAAGGUGUACCAAAAACAUCCAUCAGCUUCUGGUUAUGGGACUCUUCUUCAGGACAUUUAUGUUCAGCUACUAUUUUGUUAAUUUCCUACUUGAGCCCCAAAGGAUGUAAAUUUGGUUCUGAUUUCAAAAGUGAAACUGAUUAUUUAGCUGUUGUUUUUUCCCCCCCGUUUCCAGCCUAACAAGCUCACACCUGCUCAGUUUUAGGACUUACAGUAGUUUGCAUUGACACAAGCUUCACCAGGUACCGGCAGUCUUGGCAUGCAUGCAUCUCUGUGUGUGUUCAGUCUACACAUCUCCUGUUUUGACUGCUGAAUAAAUAUUUUCUGUUUCUAA
This is a messenger RNA of Melanotaenia boesemani (Boeseman's rainbowfish), 1077 nucleotides long. RefSeq names its product COP9 signalosome subunit 8 (gene cops8). Lineage: Eukaryota; Metazoa; Chordata; Actinopteri; Atheriniformes; Melanotaeniidae. The transcript is spliced from 7 exons. Gene Ontology annotation, cellular component: COP9 signalosome. The record is from RefSeq and is a predicted model, not a curated record. Bases 83 to 658 code for a protein of 191 amino acids. Gene Ontology annotation, biological process: COP9 signalosome assembly; protein deneddylation.